AUGCACGUCAAUAAGAGAAUCGGCCGCCUCAAGCAAUGGGCAGGCGAGCGCAUGGGCGGAGAAGUUAAGACGAAUGUCACCGAUGACUUCAAAGCCAUGGAGACGGAGAUGGGCGUACGACAUGAAGGCGUUGACCGCAUUCAUAAGUCCAUGACCGCAUAUGUGAAAGCCAUUUCGAAGCGCAACGAAGGGGAUGAUAAGGAGAAAACCCUCCCCGUGGCUCACCUGGGCACCAGCAUGGUUAGCCAUGGAGAGGAUUUCGACGGGAACUCUGAAUAUGGCCAGUGCCUGACCAUGUUUGGACGGACUGAGGAGCGCAUCGCUCGCAUUCAAGAGAUCUACAUUGGACAGGCGACUUCAAGCUGGCUUGAAUCCCUCGAGAGAUCUUUGACUCAGAUGAAAGACUACCAACAGGCUCGGAAGAAGCUCGAUAGCCGCCGGUUAGCCUACGAUACUUCUCUUUCCAAGAUGGAGAAGGCAAAGAGGGAGGACUUCCGCGUUGAAGAAGAGCUCCGCUCUCAAAAAGUGAAAUACGAGGAAGCCAAUGACGACGUGAUCCGCCGGAUGCAGGACAUCAAAGAGGCGGAAGUUGAUAAUGUUAUGGACAUGGGAGCAUUCCUGGAUGCCCAGCUUGAAUACCAUGAUCGGUGCCGUGAAGCACUAGUCCAACUCAAGAACGAGUGGCCUGGAGGUUCUGGUCGGGGACCAUCUCCAGCUCGACGCACUACACGAGCUCGUUCCAACACUGCCCAUUCCUAUCAGGAACGAUAUGAUCCCGUGCAGGAGGAACUGACAAGUGCCGUGGAGACUCGUCCUACUAUUCGGUCUAGCAAAACGAUUAUGACGGAGAUGCCAGCCAGGGAGCUUCAUCCAAGCAAUGGAUUCCCCCGACCAGUCCUCAGCCGAACACCCACUUUCGAAGGACCCGCACAGCUACGCCAUGAACAGGCUCCAGUAGCAUCGCAAUGGAUUCAACGAACCACCAGCGAUACCUUGACGGGGCAGAGAAGUGUUCCCGCCCCGGGACGACCUUUCGCUAGUGAUCCCUAUGCCGACUCUGAGCUCGCCAGCAACAUCACAUGGAAGUGUGGCAUCUCGACGACCGAGUGCGACAGCAUUGAACAGUGGAACAUUGACCAAGAAAGCACCCCCUCCCCCUCUCCUCCAUCUCGAUCCAAGAAGCCCCCGCCUCCUCCUCCACCGAUGAAGCGGACUCUACUGGCGGGAACAGAUGCGUGA
This is a messenger RNA of Penicillium manginii, 1239 nucleotides long. RefSeq lists its product as uncharacterized. Gene Ontology annotation, cellular component: cytoplasm. Gene Ontology annotation, molecular function: protein binding. The record is from RefSeq and is a predicted model, not a curated record. The transcript has 5 exons. NCBI's taxonomy places the organism in Eukaryota, Fungi, Ascomycota, Eurotiomycetes, Eurotiales, Aspergillaceae. The coding region runs from base 1 to 1239 and encodes 412 amino acids.